AUGGAUCGCCAUCGGGGCACGGCCGCGGACACGUACACCCCGGACCAGUUCAAGAAGAUGAUGCGGAAGACCAGCAUGGACGCCAUCUUGAGCAGUUUCACACUUGCCAAGAACGCCUACACGCAGGCACUGCAUCGCGACCACUGCAUCCGGACGAUGACCGUGCUCGGUCAUCACACUCUAGCCCGCGGGUGCAUGAUCAUAAACUUUAAGCUGCCGGACAUGAUGAUGUGGAAGCUCGGCGCUAAAUCGGAGACUGAUCCAGUGAGGGACGCGUUCAUGUUUGUUUGCGAGUGCAGAACGGGCAAGACAAACAAGGACUUCUCGCUCAACUACAUCUCGGCUGUGAGGCACAUCGACUGGACGCUGUGCGCGGUCGGUGCUAUGCUGUUGUGGAUGCACUGGGUGUACGACUUGGUUCCCGUCCUCUACGACGACAUAGCCCCCCCUCUCAACUUCUCGGAACCCUCGACGUGGUACGACCAGUACCUCUUCUUCCCUCUUCGCGUGGGUAACGAGAAGCAGAUACCGCCCACGACUCAUCACGAUUGGGCGACGAAGAUACUGGACGACGCGGGAAUCACGUGCUCGCGAGUGGUCCACGCGACCAGGGCUGGUGGGGCGCAGCACGCGUCCGCGGACGGAAUGUCUUCGGAUCAGCUGGCAAGACUGGGGGGAUGGCGCUUCAUAGACGUGAUGACGAAACACUACCUCACCACUAUUCCGAAGGAGGUCGUGCUGCUGAAGGCGGGAUUCACAGGGGUAGACGGUGACUACUACUUGGGUCGCGCAAAAGUUUCGUGCAUGGAUUACAACCGGAAGAUGGUCAGCGAGGACAAGGCGGAGAAGCAGGACACCACGGGGCUCAACAUACUGCAGGAGCUGGACGGCGAGGCUAGGAUGGCGGUCGUGCAAGACCUGGCCAUGUAUUACAUUCACCAGCCGCGACACCCGUACGUGGUCGGGAACCCGCUAUGCCAGAAGGAGGAAUUCACGUCAUGGGCUGCAGAUGUCUCCUUGGCGAAUCAACGGGCCAUCGUACAGCGUAACACACCUACGCUGAUUAGAGGCGUGGUGAGUAGUGCUUGGUCGCGUUAG
Messenger RNA from Closterium sp. Naga37s-1, 1098 nucleotides. NCBI's taxonomy places the organism in Eukaryota, Viridiplantae, Streptophyta, Zygnematophyceae, Desmidiales, Closteriaceae. The record is from the annotation of a GenBank genome assembly.